AUGGGCAGAAAGCGGCGUCUCGAGAGCGGCUUUACGAGAGUUUUGAAUCCAAAGGAUGAGCGGAUUAUUCAGAAGGAAAAAUCUAAAGAAAAGCUGGCACCACUUGUUCAGCGACCUCGCGAUGAGGAGCGCCUGGGCGCAGUGCCUCCAGAGCUGUUCUUUCAGUACAACACGGCGCUCGGGCCACCCUUUCGAGUGCUUAUCGACACAAACUUCAUCAAUUUUUCUAUUCAGAACCGAAUCGAUCUUCAAAAGGGUCUAAUGGAUUGCCUGUUUGCCCCCGCGAAAGCUUGUGUGACGGACUGUGUUGUUGCAGAACUCGAGAAGCUCGGACGCAAGUACCGCGUAGCACUGCGUAUUGUCAGAGACGCUUCGCUGGUGCAGCGCCUCAAGUGCACACACAAAGGGACUUAUGCAGAUGAUUGCAUAGUUGAGCGGGUUAUGGCCCAUCGUGUAUUCAUCGUCGCCACCUGCGAUCGGGAUUUGCGGCGACGGUUGCGGAAAAUUCCCGGUGUGCCUAUUAUGUACAUCGCGCAGCACAAGUACACCGUGGAACGAAUGCCGGAUGCGUUUAUGGCCCCGCGGGUGUAA
This is a messenger RNA of Cyanidioschyzon merolae strain 10D, 591 nucleotides long. RefSeq lists its product as hypothetical. The coding region runs from base 1 to 591 and encodes 196 amino acids. The transcript has a single exon. Gene Ontology annotation, cellular component: small-subunit processome; nucleolus. NCBI's taxonomy places the organism in Eukaryota, Rhodophyta, Bangiophyceae, Cyanidiales, Cyanidiaceae. The record is from RefSeq and is a predicted model, not a curated record.